AUGGUCAAGUAUAUCUGUGACACAUAUCCAAAGUUGCUUUCACCAGAAUAUAAUGCCUUCGACGGCAUGUCACCAUUACACUGGUCAGGUCAAUCAGGAAGUAUAGAAUUAUAUGAAUACUUGAUAGAAAAAGGUGUAAAGAAAACGUUCCUUGAGGGCCGAAGUACACCAUUACAUGAAGCUUGUAAGUUUGGAAGACUAAAUAUGUGUGAAUACUUGGUAAACACUCAUCCUCAUUUACUUGAUGUCAAAGACAAUAAUGGAGGAAAUGCCUUACAUUACGCUGCCUGGGGAGGUAACAUUGAUUUACUCAAAUUUCUGUUGGAGAAAGGUUUUGAUGUCAAAACCAAAAGAAAUAAUGGGGAAACUGUGUUUCACCUAUGUUGUAUGAACGGAAAACUAGAGAUGUGUUAG
Saccostrea cuccullata (small rock oyster) is the source of this 414-nucleotide messenger RNA. RefSeq names its product putative ankyrin repeat protein RF_0381. The coding region runs from base 1 to 414 and encodes 137 amino acids. The record is from RefSeq and is a predicted model, not a curated record. The transcript has a single exon. Gene Ontology annotation, molecular function: protein binding. NCBI's taxonomy places the organism in Eukaryota, Metazoa, Mollusca, Bivalvia, Ostreida, Ostreidae.